Messenger RNA from Hemicordylus capensis (graceful crag lizard), 409 nucleotides. RefSeq names its product fer3-like protein. NCBI's taxonomy places the organism in Eukaryota, Metazoa, Chordata, Lepidosauria, Squamata, Cordylidae. The coding region runs from base 1 to 408 and encodes 135 amino acids. The transcript has a single exon. Gene Ontology annotation, biological process: developmental process; regulation of transcription by RNA polymerase II. Gene Ontology annotation, molecular function: DNA-binding transcription factor activity, RNA polymerase II-specific; protein dimerization activity; RNA polymerase II transcription regulatory region sequence-specific DNA binding. The record is from RefSeq and is a predicted model, not a curated record.
AUGCCCUGCCUGGGGGGGCUCUACACCUUCCCGCCGCCCUCCCCCGCCGGGGCGCCUUUCAGCCAGAGAUCCCGCCUGGGAGGAGCGGGAGCCCCCGAGGAGGAGGAGGAGGAGCAGGAGCAGGAGGAAGGCGAGCCCGGCGGCAGGGGGGUCUCUCCGUUCCUGGGGGGCGGCCGGCCCAAGAGGAAGCGAGUCAUCACCUCGGCCCAGCGCCAGGCGGCCAACAUCAGGGAAAGGAGGAGGAUGUUCAACCUCAACGAGGCCUUCGACCAGCUGCGGAAGAAGGUGCCCACCUUCGCCUACGAGAAGCGCCUCUCGCGGAUCGAGACCCUGCGCCUGGCCAUCGGCUACAUCGCCUUCAUGACCGAGCUGCUGGACGGCCGCCGCGGCCCCAAAGAGGCCGGCUAGA